Messenger RNA from Amoebophrya sp. A25, 1393 nucleotides. Lineage: Eukaryota; Dinophyceae; Syndiniales; Amoebophryaceae. The record is from the annotation of a GenBank genome assembly.
AUGAUCGCGCGUCAGUACUUCGGUGCUCUGCUCGCCGCAGCCGGUGCCUUGCUUGCAUCGGCCAAGGAUGCCUUCAUGGUCGUGAAGGGUGGACCAGAAGACGAUCCAUGCCGCAAAGCCUACUCCGACGAGGCAUCCUGUGCAGCUGACACCACCAUGGGCGGAGGGUAGAAUUCUUUGAAUCUUGUAUUGGUUACAAAGAGACGUCACAUGAUUCUCCACAGUGAUAGUUUAUAUGUAGUCCAUACUGUAGGUCAAGGUAUGUCCAUGGAGACCUCUUGCAAAACCAUGAAAAUUUUGAAGAUGGUCGCAAGCGAAAACCGUCUUGACGAAACCCCUAGUAAAGCCUCGCCAUUUUUUUGUCGCAGCGCACCUGUGAAAUCCUCUCUCAUUUUUUUGAAUGGAGUUUUCAUGUGUGUGUCUUCCUCCCCAACAAAGAUGCUUUACGAUUCAUCUCAUGGAAUAUUUAUCACGAGCGACACAGACUCUAUCAGAAUAUUUAGGUCGAGUUAGGCAUUUAAUUUCGCGUUAGGCAUUUAAUUUCGCGUUAGGCAUUUAAUUUCGCGUUAGGCAUUUAAUUUCGCGUUAGGCUUUUAAUUUCGCGUUAGGCUUUUAAUUUCGCGUUAGGCUUUUAAUUUCGCGUUAGGCAUUUAUUUCCGCGUUAGGCAUUUAUUUCCGCGUUAGGCAUUUAAUUCCGCGUUAGGCAUUUAAUUCCGCGUUAGGCAUUUAAUUCCGCGUUAGGCAUUUAAUUCCGCGUUAGGCAUUUAAUUUCCCUCUUCCAACGACUUUUUUAGAUGCGUGUGGUGCCGCUGCUCGGCGUUGCCCUCGUCCUGCUGGACUGUCACCAACGCGAAGCAUCUGCCUAAGGCCGUUUUUGAUUGCCAUUUUCCUUCCGACAAGGCGAUCGCGGAAGCGGAGGAGAAGGUUGAAGAAAUAGCGGAGGCCCUCCCUGCUGGAAAAGUAGUCGAGAUGUGGGUCUGAGUUUAAUAUCAUGUGGGUGGAGUCCAAUACGAGUCGUACCUCUACAUUCGAGAGACCACCAGCUUCUUGGGUGUUCCAUAUGUAUUCUAAAUCAACGUCAGCCUGGACAACUAAAAGAACAUCAUUAUUAUUUCAUCAUGGUAAAGAAGGAGAGAACAAAAAGAAAUAACGCUCGUCCUGAAAAACGUUCCUGAUCCACCGAAAGUUGUGUUGAACCAAAUAAGUCGUCUCUACUCAACACCAGGGGUCCGAUUCGGAAUCCUUAAGAUCAUAUGAUUCCUCUUCACAGCCUCGACCAUGACUGCUGAAGUGGCACUCAAGAACAAACUGCAAGGUAUAACCGUGAGAGAGUCUGCACCAGAUUCACAUGCUCUGCGUCUCGAAGAGACUUCUGAGAAGCGAAAGACAGAAU